Messenger RNA from Ambispora leptoticha, 132 nucleotides. NCBI's taxonomy places the organism in Eukaryota, Fungi, Glomeromycota, Glomeromycetes, Archaeosporales, Ambisporaceae. The record is from the annotation of a GenBank genome assembly.
AUGGAAAAUAGUAGUCAAAAUAUAUUAAAUACUUUAAGUAAUACUCCAGGCUAUUCUCUGGAUUUUGCUCCAAUAAUCAAUUCAAAACAAUACUUUGAAUUUAUAGUCAAAUUCUGGAAUAUAUUACGUUAG